Messenger RNA from Xiphophorus maculatus (southern platyfish), 1119 nucleotides. RefSeq names its product immunoglobulin lambda-1 light chain-like. NCBI's taxonomy places the organism in Eukaryota, Metazoa, Chordata, Actinopteri, Cyprinodontiformes, Poeciliidae. The record is from RefSeq and is a predicted model, not a curated record. Bases 250 to 966 code for a protein of 238 amino acids. The transcript is spliced from 4 exons.
UUGAUUUCAUUCCAGAGGUCCAAAAAUAAUGUCAGCAGUGAACAUAUGUUUAAACCACGUCAAAUACUUCUGUUUACAGAAGCUGUAAACUGAAAAACACUACAGUACAGAAUUUAACAGUCUCCUCCUCCUGUCAGUCCCUCUCAUUUUCAGUCACAUAUUAAAGGACUCCUUCAGCACCUCCUCAUCCUCUGAAUUCUCAUCAGUCAGCAGUAAGGUCAUUUUACAAGUUCAAAUAACACUGACAUCAUGCUUGGGACCCUCUUCACUCUCAUCACUGCUCUAACAUGUGUGAGCGGUGCGACGGUGCUGACACAAAAGCCUCCAGUUCUGACAGUGAGAAAAGGAGAGACAGCCACCAUGGACUGUAACCUGGGGACUGUUGUUAAUACUGUUUAUUGGUACAAACAGAUUCCAGGAGGUGUUCCUCAGUGGGUGCUGUAUUUCUAUCACAGCUGGAGUUCACCAAGCUAUGGUUCUGGGUUUUCAUCUCCAAAGUUCACAUCAACUCAUCAGUCAACAACAGAUUAUCGUUUAAUCAUCAACAAUGUAGAAGAGCAAGACUCUGCAGUUUAUUACUGCAAAACACGGGAAAACAACAAGGCUGUAUUCGGACCGGGAACCAAGCUGUUUGUCACAGGCUCCAGUCUCCCUCCUCCUGUCCUGACUGUUUUCCCUCCAUCCAAGGCUGAGCUCCAGUCCAACAAAGCCACUCUGCUCUGUCUGUCCACUCAGUCUGGACCUUUUGCUGAUGUGAACUGGUUGGUUGAUGGGAGUCCAGUAAGCAGUGGGAUCUCUACCAGCACUGCUGUUCAGAAACCAGACCAGACUUUCCACAUCAGCAGUUCUCUGUCCAUCCAGACAUCAGACUGGAACAUGAACAAGGUCUACGCCUGUAAAGUGUCUCUGGGCUCCCAGACUGCAGAGAAAACCAUCAACAAGUCAGAAUGUCCUGCUGAAGAAUAGCAGAAGAUCAUAAUCAUCAUUUAUAAUCUGUUUUGUUUCUGUUUGCUUCUUACAUGAUUUAGAAAGCUUGCUUCUCUAUUUAGUUUUUAUUUGACAACUAUUGUUCUCUUGACCUUCUUUUGCAUUAAUAAAUCAUUAUUACAUUGGAAAUAA